AUGAAACUUGGGAUCUUGUUCCUUGUCUUGUUAAUCACAAUGUUGUUGGGUGUAAAUGGAUCUUUACUUCGUGCCGACGGAUCUAUUGAACGACAUAAGGCUCCCCUUAUGGCUCAAGGGUUUUUUCAGAUACAUGGACUUGAUUUUGAAGACACUUUUAGUCUUGUUGUACAUCUUGCUACAGUCCGAUUUAUUCUCAACUUGGCAACCCCUUCUGGAUGGCAUAUCCAUCAAUUAGAUGUAGAAAACGCCUUUCUUCAUGGUAAUCUCUCUGAAGAGAUGAUAUGGUCAUCACAAGCAAUAAUCACUCUUUGGUGGAAUCUCUCAUUAGAUGUUAUGUUUAUCAGUCAAAUGAAAUAUGCACUUGAUCUUCUACAAUGUGCAGACAUGGUUGAUGCCAAGUCUAUCUCCACUUCAUUCGUCAUUGGUCAACAUUUGUCUACUGAAGGGAAGUUGUUCUCUGAUUCAACUCUUUUUGGCUCACUUGCCGAUGCUCUUCAAUAUUUGACUAUAACUUGUCCAGAUCUCUCCUUUUCAGUGAGUCAUAUUUUCCAAUCCAUGCAUGGUCCAACUAAAGAUCAUUUUCAAGCUCUCAAACAUAUUUUACGUUAUGUUAUGGGCACAAUUCACCAUGGACUUCAAUUAGAUCGCAACUCCUCUCCAACGUUGCUUGGUAAUUCAGAUACGAAUUGGGCAGGUUGCCUUGGCACCCAUUGGUCUACUACAGGCUACGUCAUGUUCUUUGGAACCAACUUAAUCUCAUGGUGUUCCAAGACACAAGUUACCAUGUCACAUUCUAGUGCCGAGGCAGAAUAUCGAGACCUAGCCGUAGCACUAUCAAAAUUUCUUGGAUUGUUCAACUACUUCAAGAUCUUUGUGUCAAGUUGCCUUCAACUCCAAAGAUUUUGUGUGUCAAUCAAAGUGCCAUUUUUAUGGCUCUCAAUUCGGUCACUCUGCCUCGAUCCAGGCAUAUUGCCAUUGAUUAUCAUUUUGUUCAAAAUUAGUUGCUAA
This is a messenger RNA of Olea europaea var. sylvestris, 1011 nucleotides long. RefSeq lists its product as uncharacterized. NCBI's taxonomy places the organism in Eukaryota, Viridiplantae, Streptophyta, Magnoliopsida, Lamiales, Oleaceae. The transcript has 2 exons. The record is from RefSeq and is a predicted model, not a curated record. Bases 1 to 1011 code for a protein of 336 amino acids.